AUGACGGGUAACGGUGGUCCUGCCGCUUCGCUACCGGGAACUCCGCACCUCCGCCCUGGGGCAGCCAUCGACGACCUAAUUCGCUCGCUGGAGAAAGAAUGGAAGGUUGGCCUGAAGGUUCGUGGCGCUGAAUGGUCGCCAAAAAGAUCGAAUAGGGAUGAUACUUCAGACAAGAUCUGUGCGCUUGUUAAGUUGCUGUUCUUCAGUGCACGGCCAGCCCUGCAUCAUGCGAUCAAGGAAUUUGAGAGCCUUGCUCCGAGUCUGACACGCGAAAAGCGUCUUGUGGAACUUCAUGAGAUUUUGUCCCGAGUAAAGUCAUUUCCACAGGCGACAGACCGUUCGCUCGACGUUCAGCAAGAUGAGCGUGAAUCAUAUGCGACGGCCAUCGAUCCAGGGUCACCUACAGACGUUGACACUGAUAACGAGACGGACCAAGAAUUUGAGACACCACAAUCGCCAUCGCCAUCGCCGUCACCAUCACCAUCUACUAGGCCAGCACGGACGCUUUAUCAGGCAAGUAAUCAUGUCUCUUUACAUACCACCAAGAAAAGGCCUUACAAAAGCUCCGGUCGUUCUGAGAACUCGGCAAAGUUGACCAAAACCUCCAAAGGGAAGCAGACUGUCAAGUCUAUCAAAUCUUCGCCCAUCGCACCGCCACAGUUCGUGAAGCCGACUCUCAACAUGGCUCGAUCUUUCCAGGCUGCACCUUCAGGCUUAUCCUCGGCCAACACAUCCUUCAACAACACAUCUUUUUCUUCCCAGGAGACAGCAGCUACUACGAAUACCUCGUUUACGUCAAUCGAUGCUGUCGGGGAUCUCCAGGAAACGAGCCUGCUCGAGCCUAGAUUGACAAAGACAAGUUCGAAUGCAGUGGGUUCCUUGGAUGAUCGCGAUCUCUACCAAGCUAUUUCGCGUUCAGGAAAUGGAGUAUUCGAACAAGACAUUCAGCGAGAUCUCAAUGAAGUCUUUCCCCAAGGAAGCAGCGGUCAAAGCCGGUCGACUUUUGGUUCUAUCGAUGAAGACAGUCUCCUUCAGGCCUCUGUUGAGGUUGAAGACAAGCGGAAUAGAUCGGAAUUGAUUCCAAAUGAGAGGCAAGGAAACCAUCACAGCGAUAAGCAAGCCUACACGUCGGCUUCAACACUAUUCCCAUCCAAAGGAGUGCCAAACUAUCAAGGGCAGACAUCUCCUGACACGCAAUCUCCCUUGAAGAUGUCAUACGAAGUACGCAAUCUCCCCAACCAGAAUCUCUUCGUAGGUGAGCUCCCUAAAGCACUAGAGCACAUUCCUUACCAUAUCCUCUUCAUCUGUCAACGUCUAGCGAUAGAGCACUCCGUCGAAAUACAGCACUUGGUCCGUGGCAUGGACGUAUCUACCGUGUCUUCUGAUCCUGAAGCCUUUUGGCGUUUUAUCGAGAAAAAUAACAGCAUUACACGUGUGAAGCUGCGCGAGUCAAGUCGUCUCUGGCCAGCGGCGAAACGCAAAUUUGAUGGUUAUACGUUCAAGGGGCACAUCACUUUCAGCCUAAAAGACACUGGCCCCGUUGUCUAUCUGACGCUGUUACCGGUACAGGCAGACAAAUCGUGCCGAUUUGAGCGAAUCUUUGGUUCAGACCGCUUUCUCUACCUGCACACACCCAAAUUUGAUUCUUCCAAGACGCCCCGCUACAACGCUGAUCAAGUGCAACAAAUUUGCAGUCAAUGGCAAGCAUGGCUCCUUGCCGAGCAUUCCUUCUUGGGCCGUAAAUGGAGAGCCUUCCAUAUUGAAGAUUUGAAAAGGAGCAAGAACGCCCGUCGGAAGGAUACGGUCCACGAAAAAAGAAUUGUACUCUUCGCGACAGAAGGAUGUGGCAUUAAGCAACCGUGUUCAGUGGGUCGGAUGAUUCAUCAGUUCCUACCGUUUGAUACCAACGAGAACCAGGGCUUUUGCAAAGCCUUUGCUCGCAUUGAACUCGGGCUUUCUCGAACCAUUCCAACAUUAUGCUUUGAUACAUCGCAGAUCAUCCAUGUGGAUGACGAUUUGGCUUCAACUGACCCGGAAGACACACGGUUUAACGAUCCAAGACUACACUGGCAGUCGUUUCCUAACAAUACGGUCAUGAAUGACGGAUGCUCAACCAUCUCUGUGGGUGCCGCAUUAGACAUAUGGCAGCAAUACAAGAAAGCUACUGGAGUUUCUGGUCCUUUACCGAGUGCGUUUCAAGGACGUAUUGGUGGAGCUAAGGGACUCUGGAUGAUCAGUGCAGAGUCAUUCACCAAGGAUCCUCAGCAUCUCGAAUAUUGGAUCAAAAUCAACAAGAGUCAACAGAAAUUCCACCCGCCUGCCGACCAGCCACAUCACCACCGAACUUUUGAGGUGUCCAACUACAGUUCCGCGCCGUCACCAUCGGAACUCCAUAUAUCGUUCAUUCCUAUCCUGAUUGAUAGAGGCAUAAAGAAAGAAGCUGUUUCUGGUCUCAUGAGAGAGUGCCUCGAUACGGAACGCAAGAAGCUGCUAGAAUUGCUUCCAGAUCCUGUCAAGACGUACGAUUGGGUUCACCAGAACGGCGCAAAGACCCGGACUGAACCUUCCUGGCAAGGAGCACUGCCAUUGUCUCUAGAGGAAAAGCUAAAGUUUCUACUGGAAUCGGGCUUUUUACCUAUCAAGUUACCGUAUCUUGCUAGAAGCCUCGAGCGCUUCAUUCAGACCAAGCAAAUAUUCCAGGAAUCCAAGCUGCGGGUACCGCUUGCAAAAUCGGCCUUCUUGUAUGGUGUAGCGGAUCCUCUCGGGGUUUUGGAGCCAGGAGAAAUCCAGGUGCAAUUCUCAUCCUCAUUCGUCGACGAGAAGACGGACGAGAAGUACCUCUGUCUUAGGGAUAUGGAAGCUUUAGUCGCUCGUCAGCCUGCUUGUCGCCGCUCAGACAUCCAGAAAGUGCGCACAACCAUACGCCCUGAACUAUCACAUUUAGUAGAUGUAGUGGUCUUUCCGUGUAAGGGCCGUUACCCACUAGCCGGAAAACUUCAAGGCGGUGAUUACGAUGGUGAUAUAUUCUGGAUAUGCUGGGAAACCACACUUGUGCAGCCAUUUCUGAAUGCGCCAGCGCCAGUACAGCCCCCUGAUCCUGCAAAGUAUGGCAUACAAACACGAAGUGAAAGGCUCAAGGAUAUUAUGGAUACCGGCAACCCGGAAACAGUGGACAAAUUUCUCUGCAAAGCAUUCGAAUUCCGCAAUAAUCCUUCUCUACUUGGUCACGUCACCACAUUUGCAGACAAGCAAGCCUACAGCGAAAAUCGCAUAUAUUCACCAAAGCUUGAGCAGCUGUAUGAUAUGCACGACUUGCUAGUCGAUGCUUCCAAACAAGGCUAUGUUUUUACACAGGCGGACUUCAAGCGGUGGGUACGCCGACUACCAAAACAACCAAAGCAGCCGGUUUACAAGGCCGCGAUGGAGGAUUGCUUCAAUAUCAAAGACUCCACAGAAGUCGAGAAAUCCCGGAAGAAGCCAUACCGAUACGACUCCAAGCAUGCGAUUGACUACAUCUACUUCGACGUUGUAAGAGCGCACAAUAUUGAGACAAUGGUGCAGCUCAAAUCCGUCUUCUUGAAAGCUAUCCAACUGGAUGAGGCAUUGCUUUAUCCGAGUAAGCACCUUAGUGAGAACAGAUCGAAGACGAUCGACAAGGAACUUUUGUCUCUGGCUGGCAAGCUGAGAGAAGUGAAAAAUACUUGGAACGCUGGGGUCCACAGUAAUAUGAGCACAAACGACCACUUCAACACUCUCGUGAACACCUGUUACGAACGGUACCAGGCUAUACGGCCUGACGAUCCUGGCCAUCCCGAUAUUCGACCUCUUAUGGAUGAGUAUCUUACGCCUGGAGCAUGUCUGUGGGAUACCAUCAAAGCAUCGGUACUGUAUAACACGUUUCAACGGCCUGAACAAUCCACGUUCGUUUUCACUAUGGCAGGACGCGAGCUUGGGAGACUAAAGGCAAAUAGCUCUGAGUACUCCAGGGCUAUAGUAUCAUCCAUCCGUGCUAAUAUGAAGCCGAAACCUAUCAAGGCGCCAGUUGAGCACGACGAGGAAGAUGAGGAAGACGACUUUGAGGCCGCGCUCGAGGAGCCUAUCCGGUAG
Molecule: messenger RNA, 4107 nt
Organism: Alternaria arborescens
Lineage: Eukaryota; Fungi; Ascomycota; Dothideomycetes; Pleosporales; Pleosporaceae
Exons: 3
Coding region: 1-4107 (1368 amino acids)
Biological process (GO): siRNA processing
Cellular component (GO): nuclear RNA-directed RNA polymerase complex
Molecular function (GO): RNA-directed RNA polymerase activity
Source: RefSeq, a predicted model, not a curated record